This is a messenger RNA of Oncorhynchus gorbuscha (pink salmon), 1936 nucleotides long. RefSeq names its product glypican 3 (gene gpc3). Lineage: Eukaryota; Metazoa; Chordata; Actinopteri; Salmoniformes; Salmonidae. The record is from RefSeq and is a predicted model, not a curated record. Gene Ontology annotation, biological process: regulation of protein localization to membrane; positive regulation of canonical Wnt signaling pathway; cell migration. The transcript has 7 exons. Bases 344 to 1936 code for a protein of 530 amino acids. Gene Ontology annotation, cellular component: extracellular region; cell surface; plasma membrane.
CCCGAACAUUAUAAAUAACAGCAGAUAUACCUACGAGUUUCUAGAAGAACUUGAAUGAGACGAACUCUGAGGAGAACACCUUACAUCAGCACCCCAGAAGGACAUGCAGUUUCGCGGCGUUGGUGAUCUUUUUGAUUGGAAGAGCGGAAGGAUUCUUUAUCAAAUAGGGGUCAGGAGCUGCGCUGCUACCUAUCCAACGCAACAUUACGAGUGCGCUGUUCAGUUAGUCAGUGGUCGUUAAUCUUGCUGUGGGUUAAGUACUGACUUGGCACUCGACAUUUUAUGCAAGGAACUGCAGUACGGACUAAGUUUACAAAUCGGCUACAUUUUGUACGGGUGAACCAUGGACGGUUUUCCGCUGUCUGGCGUGCUCUUUCUGUGCGCCCUGUGCCUGCCGUCCACCCUACCGGGCGGACAGGUACCAGUUACUCCCAGCUGCCACCAGGUGCGCGCGUCAUUUCAGUCUCUGCACCCCGGGUCGAAAUGGGCAAUGGAGACUCCAGUUUCAGGUGCAGACCUGCAGGUGUGCCAGCCCAAGGGCCUGACUUGCUGUUCGAGGAGGAUGGAGGAACGUUACCAGAUGACUGCCAGGCAGAAUAUGGAGUCAGGCCUGCAGACAGUCAGCGCACCGCUCAAACUCCUCAUCAUCCAGAACGCAGCUGUCUUCCAAGAGGCAUUUGAAUUGGUGUUGCGUCACGGCCGUAACUCCACCCUGCUGGUGCUGAAAGCGGAGUUCCCAGGGCUGGGGGGCGGGGCCCAGGGGGCGGUGGGUCAGCUCUUCCUGGACGUGUCUCUCUACAUCCUGGGCUCAGACUCCAGCGUGGAACACAUGGUCCAGGCCUUCUUCACCCGCCUCUUCCCCCUGACCUACCGACACCUGCUGGGGGGUGGCACAGCACCCAUAUCUGAGGAAUGCCUGCGGGGGUCGUGGAAGGACUCCAUAGCAUUCGGCCCCUACCCUAAACUCAUUAUGACUCGUUUGUCACGCUCCCUCCUGGCCACGCGUGUCUUCCUGCAGGCGCUGAACCUGGGCAUUGAGGUGGUCAACACCACUGACCACCUGCGCCCAGGUAGGGACUGUGGGCGCACCCUGCUGAGGCUGUGGUAUUGCCCACACUGCCAGGGCCUGCUAGGGGCCCCGGUCUGUAAAGGGUUUUGCCAGGCUGUAAUGUCAGGGUGCCUGGGAGGUGCUGCGGAGGUACAGCCCCACUGGAGAGGGUAUGUGGAGGGGCUAGGGAAACUGGCAGGGGCCAUGAGGGGGGAGCAGGACAUGGAGGCUGUGAUGAUGAGGUUACAUGUGCUGGUCAGACUGGCCCUCAGACACGCUGUCAAAGCACGCCCCCGCCUACACACACUGGUGAGCAGUACGUGUGGCCACGCCCCCCAGCGUGUGUCUCGCUCAGUGGCGCCCUUUCCUGACCAGAACUCUGCUGCCCAGGCGUCCCGCAACCCACAGCCUUUACUUUACGAUCCUGAGGAGACCUUGGCUGGUCGCCGCAGGGAGUUUAUUUCCAGCCUGAGGGGAUUCAGUUCCUUCUUCAGUGGUUUGGGAGAGGCUCUGUGUAGCCGGGAGCCUGCAGUGCCAAGCAACCACUCCCUCUGCUGGAACGGACAAGAAAUGACAAACAGGUUUCCUGUCCCAGUGAAGCGCUCUCACCCUCAUGGCCCUGACCCUAAGAUCAAAGCCCCUGAACCAGUCAUCUCCCAGAUCAUCGACAAACUCAAACACAUCAACCAGGUGGUCUGCAGGCAUUUGAAUUGGUGUUGCGUCACGGCCGUAACCCACCCUGCUGGUGCUGAAAGCGGAGUUCCCAGGGCUGGGGGCGGGGCCCAGGGGCGGUGGGUCAGCUCUUCCUGGACGUGUCUCUACAUCCUGGGCUCAGACUCCAGCGUGGAACACAUGGUCCAGGCCUUCUUCACCCGCCUUUCCCCCUGA